AUGGAGGAGGCUCCUUUGAAGAAGUUAUUACUACGUCUUACUGGUUUUUCUAUUUACGUGCUCAUCGGUGGAGUGGUUUUUAUGCAAAUCGAAAAAGAGGAAGAUCAAAACGCUGCUGAACAAACGGAUGAUUUCCUGCUCAAGUGGAUGAAGACAUAUAACAUUUCCAGAGAAAAUGUCACAAACAUGUUACAAGAUUUCCAAAGUUUGAAAGAGAAUGGAUACAAACCAUCAUGGAGCUUUAUUAAUUCAGUCUACUUUGUUCUGCAGCUCCUCACUACAAUAGGUAAGGGUUGAAUACUUCCUUUAAUUUAUUUUUUUUCUUGUGUCAAAUUACACAAUUGAUAAAAGGGAAAGAUGUUUUUAAAAAAUGAUCAGGAUAAACCAAUAUAUCGUGGCUUCAAUAAAGCAUAACUAUCUAAAAUGCGGUGAACAUCAAAUUUUGAAAUGUUUUUUGAGGGGGGGAGGAGGCACUUUUUUAUUUGGCCUAAACGGGUGAGCCUCUAAACAAGGAAUGAUUUUGAUCAGGGUCUUGAGUCUUAAAGAGGGUAUACAAUUUCACCAUUUCGCUUCUUGAACUGGGUGGUUUUUGUUUUGAACUGGAAGGUUGGCGAUGAGCGGUCUACAUUUGCGGCACCAACAUUUUUUAAAAAUAUCUUAUUGCGUGAUUUUAGUUGGAAAAAUUAGUUUAUUCUGUAUGUACAAACGAAAGGAAUCAGGGUAAUAAAGUAAGCUCUCUUUUCUUGAAGUGACUAAGCACAGUUUCUCUGACAUAAACAUUUGUUUUCGCGCGCGCCAAAGACUGACGUGGUCUGGAAAAAUGAAAACUUCGUUGUUUUCGCCCCUUGAAAUGCUUUAUCCCUCUACUGUUAACAUUUUUACUAUGGGAAGACAUGCAGCCAAUGGGAUUUUCUAGUAAAAAUGUGAGGACCAGCUGAGAGAAAUGGCCAGAAGUUGUCUGUAGAAGUUUAUUCCGUUUUCGUCGCUUUUGUCACAUCGCAUGAUCCCGGCGCGCGCACAAGUUUUGAGCAUGCGUACUUAGGGAAAAAUGUGAGAACGAUUUUUUGUUGACUUUCAUAGACAGAGCUUAAGCAACUAAAACGACGACGACAACGACGACAACGACGACGUCAAGAAACAAUUGUUUUUAUGAAGAAAACAACAGCUCUGCACGCGCAUUUCGCUUUUUAGUACAUUUCUUUGACGUCCACCGGACGGCUACGACGUGAAACCUCCCAAUGCGACGUUUUAUGGAGGACGUAGACAUACGACGACAAAUUUUCCUUUCUCUAUUUGAACAUGGAAAAGUCCUUAAGAAUUCAACUCCAGGAAAGUCGCCUGCAUUUGACGAAUUGAGCGGUUCCAAAUAGACGCGAUAAAGUUUGAAAGGAUGCAAAUACAUUUUUUUAGUGAUGUUUUCACUGCCGUUGUAGUCGUUGUUGCUUAAGCUCGCUGAAAGAAACGACGAUAUCUCAAAAUCUACUCAUUAGAAUUUGACAACAUUUGGCAAAAUUCUUGUCAAUAUCGCCCUUUAAGGCCGAGGGGGACACCUGUCUCUGAAUAAAUUCAUAAGGCAAAAUUUUGCUUGUGCUACUUCUUUUAAAACGCUUAUAUCUCGGCUGUUUUAGAGGCGAUUUCGAUAAAAAUUUUACAGAAAUAACACUUAGCUGAAUAGGGCUCUACAAUGACAAAAUAUAAGCAAAGCUUUGAAAAAUGUGUAAAUAAAAUUCAAAGGACGCAAGACGCCUACAAAUUUUGGAGGAAAUUACCGAAAUUACGUCAUCGAUAAACUCACUUGUGCCUAUGGAAAAUAAACCACUCGGGUCCCGGAUGUAGUUUUUUAUGAAUUUUACUAGUGGUAUAUUUUACAGUAAAACACUUGUGUCUAUAUAAUAAAACCUAAUAAACGUAGUGUCUUAAUUUAUAAAUAUAUUUUGUCCGCGACAAAUUUAAGCUUUAUACCUGCAACGAGUCUGAUCUUAAAUAACACCCCAAUGAAUAUUAACGACUCACAUCACUGGCAUGUAUACGUACCAAACUGUGUUCAGCCACCUUAAACAGGGCAGCGAAAGAAAGAUUUUUGUCGUAAAACAGGGUCAGGGUUUGAAGGCCUGCGCGGCACACCUCUGCCAAAACAUCCGGGGUUUUGUUUCUUCCCUAAAAUUUCACAUUUACCUUGAACAGCGACCGCAAAGUCAUAUUUGCAAAAAACAUAACCCUUAAUAUUGAUUCGGAAGCAGUUCACUUACCCUCUGUAUAUGCUGCAGCGUGCAGCCACGUCGAACGAAAUCUGUUGUGCGCCACUUGUUGUUGCUGUAGUUGCAUCAUGACCCCAAGGAAUUUAUUAUUUGUUCUUUUCAUUACAUACUGCUGCCUGAAUUUACCCAAAAAAUGUCAAUAAUGUUAAGGCAAACUGAUUUUUCGAGUCAAGACGUAAGGUUUAACAUGUUACUGAAAACUAAGAACGAGAAGUCCAAAGACUACUGCAAAGGUGAUUUAAAACAACGUGUAUUGUUUUUUAUAACAAUAUUUCGGCUGGCCAUACCAGCCUUCUUCAGGUUUACAGAUGUACUGAAAACUGUUUUCCGUACGGUUUUUGUUGACAGGUUAUGGCAACAUAACCCCUGCAACAGCUGGUGGCCAGGUUUUUACCAUUAUCUACGCAUUUCCUGGAAUCCCAAUCACUCUCCUGGCAUUGCGUGCCGUUGGAAAAUUGGUCAACAUCGGUUUAAAAAAGGCAAACAGACCCCUACACAGAAAACGUCACGGUAUGGCCUGCCCAGAAACCCAAUGUCCUUUCCUGGAAAAAGCAAAUAUGUGCAUCAAUUUAUGUUGCUUCGUUUUAACUUGGGUGGUGGUAACAACAGUCCAAGCGCGUUUGGAGCCAGAGAAGUCUGUUGUGUUUAUUGUUUAUUCCAUGUUCGUGACGUACUCCACUGUUGGAUUUGGCGAUUUUAUCCCGUUUGAAAACCAAAAAUCCAUUUUUAUCGUAUUUGUUCUGCCUGGCCUGUCCUUUUUAUCGGGUUUGAUUGAUUCUGUUGUCGCUUACUUGGAAAAAAGCAACGUGUUAGGAAAGCGUUGUUAUAAAUGUGUGAGUUGCCUGGGAGUAAAAAUGAAAGCAAAAAAGGCAAGAAUAAAUUCCGCCGAAGCGGUUAAGGCCCAAGAAAAUCAAGAUACAGUAGAAACGGAUAUUAAUGCAGAGCACGCCGUGUGA
Molecule: messenger RNA, 3214 nt
Organism: Porites lobata
Lineage: Eukaryota; Metazoa; Cnidaria; Anthozoa; Scleractinia; Poritidae
Source: the annotation of a GenBank genome assembly